AUGCUAGUCGUGGCGGUCGCUGCUGGCGUCUCGGAUGAGUCUGUCUUCCUGCCGCUUGCGCUCGCGGGAGUUCUUGCGCACUUCUGCAACCAACCCCAGCAAUUUUCGUCCUGGACUUUGUCGUCUGUGGUCGUGUACCUGACGAGCACCUGCAACGUGGUCUUCGGCAUCGGAGCCGCGAGUGUUCUAAUUUACAUUUGGGGCUAUGCUACGUUCAAGACUCGGCGGCGAAGACGCAUGCAGCGACGAGCUCUCGUCCACUAUAGAGACCACCGAGCUCGUCAAGCAACAGUUGAACUCGACCACUUUCAUAUUCCGAAUUGGAUGCGCUAUCCCGAUGUGGAUCAAGCCGAGUGGCUCAACAAGGUGUUCGUCGCUGGCUGGCCGUAUCUGAAGAAAGCUAUCGAGAACUCAGUGAAUUAUGCCUUGAAGCCCGUUCUGGAAAAGCAAAAGCCUGCCUUCAUGAGCGCGUUGACUCUCGCGCACUUAGACUUGGGGUCGGAUGCCCCAAAAAUCUGCGGAGUCAAGUUCGUGUCCGCUAACACGCUCACGGACGAGGUGACGCUGGACGUCGGGAUCCGCAUUGUCGCCAACAAGAAGACCUUUGCCGCCGAUCUGAAGAUGGUCUCGCACGUGGGGGCAACCGUCUAUCUGUCGCUGCGGGACCUGCUGCUUGUCGGUACCUUGCGAGUGACGCUCAACCCGCUGGCCGACUACUGGCCGUGCUUCGGUGGACUCAACCUGUCCUUCACUGAUCGACCAGUGCUCGACUUCUCGCUCACGGCCGCCAAGAUCAACAUCGCCAACGUGCCCUUCGUCUCCGAGUGGCUCCACGCGUUCCUGUACGACCUGCUGCUCGACAACUGCCUGUGGCCCAACGUGCUAGACAUCCCGCUCUGGGAUAAAGACGGAACCCCCGUUCAAGGCGCGUCGGAAUGA
Phytophthora sojae is the source of this 939-nucleotide messenger RNA. RefSeq lists its product as hypothetical. The record is from RefSeq and is a predicted model, not a curated record. The transcript has 6 exons. Gene Ontology annotation, cellular component: endoplasmic reticulum. Gene Ontology annotation, molecular function: lipid binding. NCBI's taxonomy places the organism in Eukaryota, Oomycota, Peronosporomycetes, Peronosporales, Peronosporaceae. The coding region runs from base 1 to 939 and encodes 312 amino acids.